Bacidia gigantensis is the source of this 732-nucleotide messenger RNA. RefSeq lists its product as uncharacterized. Gene Ontology annotation, biological process: endoplasmic reticulum to Golgi vesicle-mediated transport; vesicle fusion. The transcript is spliced from 4 exons. The record is from RefSeq and is a predicted model, not a curated record. Gene Ontology annotation, cellular component: ER to Golgi transport vesicle membrane; endoplasmic reticulum membrane; Golgi apparatus. The coding region runs from base 1 to 732 and encodes 243 amino acids. Lineage: Eukaryota; Fungi; Ascomycota; Lecanoromycetes; Lecanorales; Ramalinaceae. Gene Ontology annotation, molecular function: SNARE binding; SNAP receptor activity.
AUGAAUUCACUCUUCAACUCAGCCCUCAAACAGUCUACUGCUGUCCGCCGUGACCUCGAUGCUUUCAACGAUUCUCCAACGAACACGUCGCCGGCCCUACAAGGCCAGAUACAAGCCUCCUUGACCUCAUUUCAAAGGACAAUCGACGACUAUGCAGAGAUGGCGAAGAAGGAGUUGGUACCAGCCAAGCAAGAAAAGGCGCACGACAGAGUCAAAAACUUUCGAAACGAGUUGGCAGACUAUCGACAGACUCUCAAUCAUAUGAAGAAAGACCGGGAAGACGCAGUCACCGCCCAGAAUCGUACCGAGCUUCUGGGACGCCGUCCACAUCACGCAGCAACACCCGAGAACCCCUACGCCCAAGCCCAACUAGCCCAAAAUUCGCCCUUCGCACCCCCAAGAACCAAUGGAUCUUUAUCAACCGGAGCUGGACCACAAGACUAUACGCGGGAACAGCAUGCAUUUCGCGAGCAAAGCUUCAUGUCGCAGACUAACACGGCUCUAGACGAAUAUCUGGAAAGGGGAAGGGCGGUGCUCGGAGACUUAGGUCAGCAGCGGGAGAUGCUGAAAGGGACUCAGAAAAAGCUUUAUAACGUGGCUAAUACCUUGGGGAUCAGUGGGGACACUAUCAGAAUGGUCGAGAGGAGAGCGAAACAGGACAAGUGGAUCUUUUGGGCGGGUGUCAUUGUUUUCUUUCUGUUCUGUUGGUUGGUGAUACAUUACUUGCGGUGA